AUGCUGUCCUACAUAGUCGGCUUCAUUGCCGCCUUCAUCUUUCUUGUAAACCCCAUCAGCCAGCUCCUCUUCGGCAGCCAGCAUGCCACCGGCCCCUCGCCCAGGCCUCAACUCAACGAGUCCAUGCUUGCCAUUGACCAUCCCAAUGACCCAGUCCCUCAGUGUCCGCCUGAUACAUACAAGGCCCAGAUCCUGCGCGUCUCGCCAUUGGUCGUAUAUCUAGAGAACUUCCUAAGCGAGGAUGAGAGAAAGCAUCUCCUCGACAUCAGCACAGCAGAGCAGAGCUACCCAUGCCUCUCUCUGUUGAACCUCACAAGUAAGUCAGGGCUAAGCCCGGCUUUGCCCCCCCCUCCUAGCGAACCCCUCUUCGUGCCAUCCACAAUCACCCACGACUCGCAGACGACGCAGCGCGACCUCGCCCUGCGUGACUCCGAGGUCGCCCUCCUCCCCCGCGACGACGCCGUGCGCCCCGAGGACGGUGCCCAGUGGUGCAAGUUCAUCGAGUGUGGUGAUGAGAGUGCCCUUCCUCAGAAGGAGGGGCCGGAUGACGAGCCCAAGGGGACUGUGUUCAAGGUGGCGCCGGGGAACGCCGUCUACUGGGAGAAUUUCAGCCCGGAAGGGCUCGGGUAUGAUACGACGUGGCACGCCGGUCUCCCUGUGAAGAAGGGAGUCAAGGUUGGGUUGAACAUCUGGAGCUUUGGAAGGAUCGAGUGA
Molecule: messenger RNA, 714 nt
Organism: Clonostachys solani
Lineage: Eukaryota; Fungi; Ascomycota; Sordariomycetes; Hypocreales; Bionectriaceae
Source: the annotation of a GenBank genome assembly